CAUCAUCCGGGUUCUUCACAAGAAUCCCUCUGAGAGGAGGCGGGAAAUGGCGUCCCGAGCAGCUGUAUCAGAUCUAUCUGUCGCUCAGUGACUCACUCUCGGCCAGAGAAGCGACCGACAGACACUCGCCCGGGCCGCUUCAGCUGCCGUGGCCAGAUCCACAACCAUCUCUGGAUCGUGUCGUCGCGACCCCUGGCAUUCUUACAUGUGACUUUUGGGACAAUGAGGCUGAGAGUGCGUAAGGCAUCUCAGCAGCGGAGCGCCCCCCCGUCCGCCCGGACUGCCAAGACCAAGAGGAAGCUUUCCGAGGUGGAACACGCUUUGCCCUCCGACGACGGCAAGAUGCAGAAACGAGACACGGGCAUUUUCUCCACCAUCAAACGGUUCAUCAGAGGCAAUGCUGUCAAGGUGGAGCAGUGCCCUCCUGCUAAGAGAAGCCGUGUAGACUGUGAUUCGGACAGUAAUCUGAUCACAUCCACGCCGACCGGUGGGAACCUGCCUAGCAGAGCAAACCCCAAAGCCCGCAGGAAAGGCCCCGUCAAUGGAGAUACUAUGACAGGUCAGAGUAUACCAGUGAAGCCCAACGGGAAGCUGGAGGUGCAGGCAGACACCCCGAGCAGUCCCCCCCGCACCACCCUCCUGGGAACCAUCUUCUCUCCCGUUUUUAGCUUCUUCUCACCCGCCAACAAAAACGCUACAGCGGGCUCUGAUUCUCCGGGUCAGGCGGUGGAAGCUGAGGAGAUCGUGAAGCAGCUCGAAAUGGAGCAGCUCGAGGAAACCCCAACCAGCACUACCACCGACGGCCGAGACCUGACCUUUGACCCUGCACUAAACCCUCGACCGCUGCCUCUCGUGGACACGCCGGUAGAGGAAGGGGAGAUCGUCACAGAGGCUGAUAUGCCUCCGCUAACUGCCGUAGGAUGCAACAGCAAUUACCCGGAUGUCCCGCCAUCACCUCCUCCAGAGGGGACUUAUGAAGAGGACUGGGAAGUUUUCGACCCGUAUUUCUUUAUCAAACACGUGCCACCCUUGACUGAAGAGCAGCUCACCCGUAAGCCUGCACUCCCCCUGAAAACCAGGAGCACGCCCGAGUUCUCCCUCGUCCUGGAUCUGGAUGAGACGUUGGUCCACUGCAGCCUCAAUGAAUUGGAGGAUGCAGCUUUGACCUUCCCUGUGCUUUUCCAAGACGUCAUUUACCAGGUGUACGUCCGGUUACGGCCAUUCUUUAGAGAAUUCCUGGAACGCAUGUCUCAGAUUUAUGAGAUUAUACUCUUCACUGCUUCCAAGAAGGUAUAUGCUGACAAGCUGCUGAACAUCCUGGAUCCGAAAAAACAGUUGGUUAGGCAUAGAUUGUUUCGUGAGCACUGCGUAUGCGUCCAAGGCAACUACAUCAAAGAUCUGAACAUCCUUGGGAGGGAUCUCUCCAAGACGGUGAUCAUAGACAACUCUCCUCAGGCUUUUGCCUACCAGCUUUCCAAUGGGAUCCCCAUUGAGAGUUGGUUUGUGGACAAGAAUGACAAUGAGCUCUUAAAGCUGGUGCCGUUUUUGGAGAAGCUGGUAGAACUGAACGAGGACGUUCGGCCAUACAUAAGAGAGAGAUUUCGCCUGCACGACCUUCUACCCCCAGACUGAAUGUCCAAGAAAACGAACAUUUCUUGCCAAGCAGACUGUUUUUAAGCAGUGGGGGAUUUACACUGCGGGGGAAGGAGAAUUUGCCACAAACUCUUUGCCAUAAGGAUUUCAACUACAGACUUGCCUACGUGGGUUUUCUUUUAUGUGGGGCGGGCGGGCGGGAGGAAGGGAGGGGGGCUCUGGACUAAUGUUUUAAGACAAAUGACUUGAUGUAUGCAUAUGUUUUCUAUACACACACACUCAUUUAUGGACGAGAAGAUGAUUUCUGAUUGGUCGUCCUGCUCUGCUCUGGAGUCUAUGCCUGAUUGGGACUUUAACGUAAAGCGCUGUGCAGAAGUGGACUUGCGUCACUCAUUUUGGUGCUCUAAGGGACCCUCUGCCCUACCAGGCCACUGGCUUACUUCAACGAGAAUGAACGGUUGAAUAUAAAUAUAUAGAACAUGAAAAUAUACAUUCAACUAUGUGUGUAUAUGUAUAUAUAACAUUUGUACAUAUAUAUUUUUUCCUGUCAAGUUUGUAAAACACAACUUGCCCUUUGGUUUUAAUUCAUUAUGCAUUCCUUUUUAGUUCGAGGUGUUUUUUUCGUAGACAAGCUGGCUUUUUAUUCUUUUUUUUUUACUCUAGAUUUGAUGUGUAUUAAAUGGCCUAUCCGUUUCGCUCUAGCUUUCUGGUGACGUGUAAUCAAAAUCCGGCGACAUCCCGAUAUGGAAACGCAUCAUUGCUCGUUUGUAAAUCUCGACUCGAUUCUCUGUCUUGUGGUUUCCAGUUACUGACCGCUUACUUCCGUUUAUUCAUGUCAGUCCUAAUUUGAGGGAUUUUAACUUUUUUUGUUCUUAGUUUGUUUUUAUAUACAAGUAUAGAUGAAAUGUAAAAUACUGUAUGUGCUUUAAAUUGCUUUUCUGUGGAAAAAAAAAUAACAAUGCUUUGUCUCUCUUUCAGAAAUGUCCGGUAAUUGUAGCACCAGCACAUGAACUAGCUUAAAUCACUGCAUAUCUGCAAUAUUCCCUGUUUUUUUUUUUCUCUCUCUCUCUCUCUCUCCUGCAAUCCUGCUUUGUUUUAGGAUUAUCAUGUACAGCUCUACCUACCUCUGAAGGGUAGACCUUCCGUUUGAUUCAGUGUUACCCCUCCCCACCCCAAUGGUUUUUAUUUCCAUGGACAUUAAUACAUGAUUUUUAUGUACCAGUACAAUUCGAAUUGGUUUUUCUUUGUCGUUUGGAUGAAAGUUUCACAUGUGGCCUUGAUUUUUUGUUUUUUUCUACUUGUCAGUUAUGACUUUAAGCUUAUUAUCAUUGUUCUAGCUAAGGAUGCACCGAUAAUACUUUAUAUUUCAAAGCCGUUAACUGAUUUGUUGGUCGAUAAACCCAAAUUGAUGACAUUUUUGAGAGCCACCUGAAGAAAUCAUUUAUUAUUUAUCAGCUUUAAGAUAUUGGCACUUUUUUUUUUAUCUGGUCGAUACUGAUAACUUAAAAAAUGCUGAUGUAUUUUGCAUCCCUAGUUACAGCUAACCAAUGGUUCAGGAGGAAAUUAGACACCGGUGAUCUUGAACUGAGAAAUUUGUAGUUUAAUAGCAAGGUUUUUAAUAGAAUUUGGUAUUAAUUAUAGCCCACAAUCUCUGGCAGUUCUUGUCAAUUUAGAUUAAUAUUUUCUCGCAAAAUGGCAGCUUCUGUUUUGGGAGUAUUUACUUACUGUCAAUGGAUCAGAUACCUAGAUUUUUUUAUUUUAUUUUUUGUGAUUGCAAUGGAUGAAGUGAGCCUUUUGAUGGAAUGGUUGUGUGAUUGGUUGCAAAUGUUUUGUGAAUGAAAUGGCCUUUGUUAAAGACAGAUGUGAAUGCAAUGAAUGUAUUUCAGUGCAGCUUUUGCAGCACACCAACACUCUUUAAAUCUUUUCAGAUUAUGUAUAAUACCUUAUGUAUGUGAUUUUUCCUGGAAUGGUAUUUUUUUAUUUAGUGUCAGUGAAACUGAAUCCCGUAUUGGGUCCUGGACUUUGGUUAAAUGUAGCUGACUAUUAAAAAAAAAAAAAAACAGCGGUUAGUCAGUGAAAACAGCAUGAUGAAAAGUUCAAGACUGAAACAUUAAAUUUGCUGUUUUUGCACAUUA
Molecule: messenger RNA, 3728 nt
Organism: Pimephales promelas (fathead minnow)
Lineage: Eukaryota; Metazoa; Chordata; Actinopteri; Cypriniformes; Leuciscidae
Gene: ctdspl2a
Product: CTD (carboxy-terminal domain, RNA polymerase II, polypeptide A) small phosphatase like 2a
Molecular function (GO): phosphatase activity
Source: RefSeq, a predicted model, not a curated record